This is a messenger RNA of Rhopilema esculentum, 2310 nucleotides long. RefSeq lists its product as uncharacterized. Gene Ontology annotation, cellular component: 90S preribosome; nucleus. Gene Ontology annotation, biological process: maturation of SSU-rRNA. The record is from RefSeq and is a predicted model, not a curated record. NCBI's taxonomy places the organism in Eukaryota, Metazoa, Cnidaria, Scyphozoa, Rhizostomeae, Rhizostomatidae.
AUACGAGCUCAAGCAAGCUACUGCAGCACUACUUGAUUUCAAGGAAAUAUCAAUAUUAGACCGCUAGUCGGCGGAUAGAGACAAAAUGCGUAUUUUAACGUAUUUACUGAUUGCCUGCCUUAUUAUGGGCCUAAUCACGGCAAAAAAGCACAAGAAAUCGCACAAGAAAGCUAAACAGCAGAAAGUCGCAAAAGAGCAAGACGUUCAGCCUGCGCAACCGGACCAAGAGAACAAGGAAGACCAAGACGCUGCAGCCCCAGCUCCAGCCCCAGCCCCAGCCCCAGCCCCUGACGCACAGCCCCCACCAGCCCCUGCACCUGCAGCACCAGCUCCAGAUGCACCACCACCCCCAGGACCUCCACCAGCUAUUCCACCCCCAGCACCAUUCCCACCUGCACCAGUUCCAAUUCCAGGAGUACCACCUCCUGUUUUCCCACCCCCUGGCCCCCUCCCACCACCUGCACCACUCCCAGUAGAUGGUAAAUACGAUGAUGGAAAGAUGGACAUGGCUGCCUCUGGAUCUGGACUUCCACCACCAGUUUACGCAGCACCAUUACUUGUUCCUCCUCCGGUCUACCCACCUGCACCAUUCCCUCCAGUUGGACCACCACCACCAGUCCCACCUCCACAGGUACCACCACCACCCCCAGGUGCACCUCCACCAGAUGCACCACCUCCACCACCAGGACCUGCUCCACCACCACCAGCUGAUGGCGGUGCACCACCCCCAGCUGGCGGAGCCCCACCACCACAACCAGACCAGGACAACAACGAUGAUGACGAAGACAACAAAGAUGACGAUGAUGAUGAACAAAAACAACCACAGCAGCCACAAGACCAACAGGAUCAACAACAACCACCAGCACAGCAAAAGCAAAAGCAGUACAAGGAUGAUGAAGACGAUGAAGAAGUAGAGGCAGCCAGAUACGACAAUGAUGAUGAGGAUGAUGACAAAACUGUCCAAGUUAAGGCCAAGAAACCAAAGAAGGCCAAAAAGAACAAGAAAGUCCAGAAGAAGUCUAAAUCAAACAAGAAGGACGGUCAGACACGUGGGACAGUCGUUAGCCACUCUAUUAACAGAAUAUCUCAAUCCCCUAAUGCUCCACAUCUCCAACAUGCAUUGUCUCAUACUUCUUCUCACUCUCAUAUCAAAUCAGGCAGGAGAAAGCGAAGAAGCCUCUCCGAUAUCCUUCUGAGAGCUGAGGAUGAGGACAGCAACCAGGCUGAAGAAGAACAACAGCAGGAUGCUGCUGCCCGUGAUGAAAUUGCUCCCCCAAAGGAGCAGGAAGAUUCUGAGGAUGAAGAGAAGGAGGAAGAGGGUGGCAGCCGCAAGGAUGGUGGUGAAGCAGAUGAUGAAGAUGCAGAAGAAGAAGACGAGGAUGAGGAAGAAGAUGACGAGGAUGAUGACAAAAAGAAGAAGAAGGAAACCAAAAUCAUUAAGAUUAUAAAGGAAGUGCCAGUUCCAGCUGGUCCCCCUCCACCAGCACCACCCCCAUACCCAUACCCACCACCACCAGAGGCACCAACACCACCACCACCCCCACCAUAUGAUCCAUAUGCAACACCACCACCCCCACCUCCACCUCCACCACCCCCUCCACCACCACCACCACCUCCACCACCACCACCACCUCCCCCUCCAUACAAAAAGAAGGCAAGCAAGAAAUCCAGCAAGGGACACAAGACCAGCAAAUUGCACCGCCUUUCUCGUCAUGGAAAGAAACACAGAAACUAGAUUUGCUGUUGGAGAUUGAAAAUGGACACAGUUCGAAUCUGACAUUGCUCAAGUUAUCAAUAUAAAAAUUUACUGCUAAAAAGACAAAAUUUACCUUUUGUUUUCAUAUGUAAACAACCAACAGUCCCACUGCUAUGUAGCCAAUUAGCUGAUAUAGAAAAUCAUUGUUAACCUAGGGAAAAUUGAAACAAUUAAUAAGGGCCUUAAAGCAGUUAUAAAACAUCCUAUACUGUCUAUUAAAGCAAAUAUUUUAAAUUUCUAAAAAAAGAAAACAAUUCUAAGAUGAUUUCAUUAAGCAAUCAAAAGUAGAAAUGAAAAAAAUCAAUUAAAAACAUUGAAAUGAAGGUUUUGAAUAUUCAUGUGUGGAAGCAAAAUAAAGUCUACAACAUUGGUAUCCUAGAUCAAAGGCAGGCUAAAUUGAUUGCUUAGUAGGCUCAUAAAAAGAAAAUAGCUAUAUUGUGGAAGUAAAUAUCUACAACAUUGUACAAACAGUGUAAAAUAUGCUUAGAUUGCUUUAGAAAAUUAGAAAGCUCUCUUUAAAAGUGAUUUUUGAUUUAACUAAAUGAAUAAAACAA